Molecule: messenger RNA, 1584 nt
Organism: Seminavis robusta
Lineage: Eukaryota; Bacillariophyta; Bacillariophyceae; Naviculales; Naviculaceae
Source: the annotation of a GenBank genome assembly
AUGAAGACUGUCUUCUUGGUGGUGUGCAACCUCUACCUCGCCCAGGGCUUCGUUCCCUUUGGUAGCAAGGCAACCUUAAAACCAACAUAUGGCAAAGUUUCGGAUGCAUUGGAUGAGUUUGGUAAUAACUAUGAUCGAAACAGCAAGGAAACUUUGGGUAUGCUGGAAGAAAUCAAUGAGGAUUUCAAGAGACUGGUCCAGUUGAAACGACAAUCACUGCAAGUAGUUGGAACAAGCGAUAGAACAGAAGCGAUGGCCAAAGAUGCACCCAUGAACCGUACGCCCAUGUCAUACUUUGAUUCUCUCUACGGCAAGAAUGCUUCCAAGAGGAGAGACACAGUUUUGUUUGCUCAACCCGAAAAAGAAAUGAGACAAGAGCUCGCGGAAAGAACCUCCAUUAUCAAGGACGAAGAACAAUAUGCGAUUCGUGAUGGCCCUGGCACCGAGAGAGAAAAAAUUGUGGUGCUUGGAACAGGAUGGGGCGCUGUUUCGUUCCUGAAGGGUAUUGAUACUAGCCUCUAUGAUGUCACUGUGAUUUCGCCUCGGAACUAUUUCUUGUUCACUCCAAUGCUGGCUGGAGCGAGCGUAGGAACCGUCGAAUACAGAUCCAUCACAGAGCCAGUGAGAGAGAUCAAUCGCAAAGUCAACUACUUGGAGGCAACCGCGACAGAAAUUGACCCAAAAACUAAGGUUGUAACGUGCGAAUCUGUUGUCUGCGACGGAAACUCGUGUGACAUUGAAGAUUUCACCGUAGAGUAUGAUCGCUUGGUGGUGACUGUUGGUGCCCAGACGAACACAUUUGGAAUCCCAGGAGUCAGAGAGUACUGCUGUUUCCUAAAGCAGGUUGAAGAUGCCAGGCGUAUUCGCACGGCCAUUGUGAACUGUUUUGAAAGAGCCAAUCUGCCGUCACUGACCGACGAACAACGUGAGAACGACCUCACCAUUGCUGUCAUUGGAGCGGGGCCAACUGGGAUCGAAUUUGCAGCAGAAUUGCGAGAUUUUGUCGAGGAGGACGGACCAAAAUACUACCCCAACUUGUUGAAGCACGUUCGCAUCAAGGUAAUUGAAGCUGCUUCAUCUGUGCUGGCGCCAUUCGACAAGGCUCUGCAGGAAGAAGCCAUUCGAGUGAUGAAUCGUUCUGUUGAAAUCAGUGACUCGGAUGUUCGUAGUCUACUGCCGGAGCGAUUCCAGCUUGUCGAACUGAAGCUGGAUCAAUCUGUUAAGGAGGUCACCGACAAGUCCAUCAUGUUGAACUCUGGCGAGGAAAUACCGUACGGGCUCGCGGUGUGGGCUGCUGGAAAUGGACCUCUUCCAAUCACAUUGCAACUUGUGGAAGCAUUAGGCGAGGAACAGGCAGAAGAGCAAGAUGUGGCAAGAGGGCGUGUGGCUAUCGACCCGUGGAUGCGUGCUGCUGGUGGCAAUGGCGAUAUCCUGGCGUUCGGCGACUGCACUUGCAUCACUCGCGGUCAGCUGCCUGCAACGGCGCAAGUUGCAGCCCAGCAAGGUGAAUACUUGGCCAACAUGUUAAACAAGCAGUACGAUUUGAAGCGAGCAAGGUUGACGGAGUGGUGCCACCCCCAAUGA